UUUGCUUGCUUGCUUGCUUCUUGCUUGUUCUCCAAACCCACAGUUGUGUGGGCAGAGCGUGUGGACGGCUUGUGGGCAGAUGACACAAAAUGGCUCGGCGACAAGGCACCCUGUGCGGACCAGCACGCUCGCACGACCUUCUUCGAUAAUGGCCCUGACUACGACAUCCUCCUGGACCAGCACACGGCCGUGAAGAGCUUUGUGUGGCAGCAAGGCGCCACGCUCCGCAUCGCCAUGGGCACAGCGUUUGUGUUCACGCGAAACGCAUCCGCAUCGAGCUUUGUCAACAUCACCAACACCGGCACGGACUGCACGGAGCGCUUUGCCACAACCACACCCGCACCGACAACCACUUACGUCGACCCACCGGUCGUGGACACGUAUUGUGACGCAUGCCACCUUGUGGACUCAGAGGAGCCUGUCCCAAAUCUUGACGUCUCUCUUCAGCCCAACGCAGGGGACACGAGCACGUUUGAUGAGCAGUCAGGCGUUUGGAGCAUUUCAAGCUCCGUGUCCAUGGUUACGAUUCAGCCUGUAUCACAAGACUUUGUUGUUGUGCGAUACCGGCUGACAUUCCCAGAAGGCUGCUGCACCGCCACUCGUGCAAGCAUCGAGCUUCGUGCACAGGCAAACAAUCAAGGCCCCUUUGUGCUCUUGCACAGCGCUACCGACAUUGCAAUCGCCCCAAACACCACCUUUGAGCUUCCCGCAUGCUCUUCUCCACUGCAGGCCUUCACGUCAUACGUGCUGCAUGUCCGACCAGAGGAGCCGGGAACACUCGCCGUCAGCGAUAUCGGCCUCAUUCGCCAAAAGUGCGCCAUUUCCGAUGGCGCAAGCUUCCAUGGUGUGGUGCCGCAUCACUUGACUGCGAACGGGGAUGUGACCAUCUACAGCAACAACAUCACGCAGUUUCACGACACCCUGAGCGCGCAGGGCAUCCUCACCACCCCAACCGUGACGCUGUUGAGUGCGACAAGCGGCAGCUUCACCAUCCGUGUGGAAGGAUACAUGGGUGACGACGCCAUCAGCCUCUUCCUCAACUCCUCCCAAUCGCUGGCGCCACCCAUUUCUCUUCUGCACGCGAUCAACACCGGUACCGCUUCCGCCACACUGUCUGGCCGCGAACCGGGCACGCUUGGCCCGCUCGGCUACGGCGUCGUAUACGGAAACAUCCCGCAUGCUGGAGACUCCAUGGCUUACUCCCUCAUCUUCACCAAGUCCAGCCCACCGUUUGGCCAGCCCCCAACGAAGUAUGAGGCGAAGAUUCAAUCACAGAGUGGCUCGAACCUCGAUUUCCAGCUGCCAGCCAACAUCCCGCCUGGAGCAUACGAUGUGACCGUGUCAACAAUCAUUGGCGAGCCAACAACCGCGCUCGAUUUGUUCACCGUCAUCCAGGGACCCCAUAUUACGUUUAUUGAGCCGCCCCAAGCGCGGCCUGGCGACCUCAUCACCAUCACCGGGAAACGGCUGGCUGAAGUGUCCCCAUCCGUCUUCUACGGGCCCUCCCACAUAUUUCCGCUCUUUGCCAACGCAACGUACAUUCUGGCACGCCUGCCCUCGGAUCCAUCCUCAACGCUCGAGAGACUGCGAGUUGCGACGAUCAUCGGGCAGGUCAUAUCCGACCCUUACCCGCUACUGGUUGUCACGCAGAUCACGCCGAGCGCGCCAGUUCCAGGGCAGCAGGCGCACAUCUACAUCUCCAACCUGGCGUCCCAGCCGGAAUUCGUCGUCUCGCAAGUCUUCGUUGGCAAUGUGCCAGCCUCCAUCGUGGGUAUUGAGAGCGGCGCUGUCGUCAUCAACAUGCCACCCGUGCACCUGAACAGCACUGAUGUGCGCGUUGUACUGUACGAUGAUCGAGAGCUGUCCGCAUUGCUCGGCGUGGGCGUCCUCUUCCACACCAUAGCGCCAAAUGUUGGUGUGCCUGACAUGACAAUCACGAUUCGAGGCAGCUUCUACGCGCCCAACAUCACCGCAGCAUCCCUUGCUGGUAUCCCCGUCGAUGCUUUGACGCCGAUCACUUCCAGUUCCAUCGUUGUUGUGCCUGCUGGGUACGGAAGAACGCCGCCGCCAUUACGCACCGUCUCCGUCACACUGAACCAGGAGGUGCUGGAGCUGCCGCAGUUCUCGUUCACGUAUGCGACCCCGGUCAUCACCGCCAUCUCCGCCCCAGUCACGUGGACAGGGCACAUCCUGAGCCUCUACGGUAUGGACCUUAUCGCUCCCUCAGAGCCGUCAUCGAUCCACUACACUAUCCUGCUUGAUGGCGUGCAACUCGUCACGCUGGCCCUGUCCAGCACAGAGAUUGUCGUGCAAGUGCCGUCAGGCGUCAUGCCGUACCCAGAACCGAAGCAGCUGGAUCUGUUCUGGAACAUGGCACAUGCUGCUGAGUUUUCUGAGGGCCCCGAAGUUUUACAGGCGCCAAAGGUAACCGGCAUCACGCCCAGCACCGCCCUGCCGUCGCAGGUGGUGGUGCUGCUUGCAGAAGACAUCCCGCUCGGGUACGGGUUCCAGGGCGCAGUGUACAUUGCCGGCACGCAGGCAGUUGUCCUGGACAUCACAACCACCAACAUCACCGCCAUUGUGCCGCCCACGGCCCGCUCAACAGACAACGCCGACGGCAGCGGGGCAGUGGACCUGGAGGUGUACGUCGACAACUCGCCCGUGCAGGUGCAGGGCAGCGCAGCGCUGUCGCUGUACGCGCCCGUGCAGAUCACGGAGGUGACGCCGAUAACGGUGUCUGAGGGCGUGCGUGUGACGCUGACUGGCCAGUCGUUUGUGGCUGGGGGCGUGGACGCGACGUCUGUGACGGUGGACGGGGUGGAUGCUGUUGUGGAGAGCGUGACGGAGACGGCGAUUGUGCUGCGCAUGCCUGCGCUGGCGAGCCGGGUGGGAACGCGGGCGGACGUUGUGUUCUCUGUGCGGGCGACGGCGCUGUAUGGGUCGCCGAGAGUGCAGGUGACGCGGUCUGUGCGCGUGAUUUCAUCUGGCGGCAUCACGGAGGUUGUGCCAGCCAAGUGGAAGGCCGGGGAUGUGGUGCGGAUCUCGGCGCAGCGGGGCACGGCACUGAGCACGCUGGUUGACAUUGGGGCGUCUGUUGUGUCGCGGGUGUUGUUUGGGGAGACUGAGCUGCCAGUGGACAUCUUUUCCUCGUUUGUUAACACGACGGAGUGCGUGAACCAGAAACUGCGUGAUCUGACGACCCGCACCAUCUCCACUGACACCGUCAACUCCGUACUGGAGGAGCUCACCAACAUCACCAAAACCUCAGCGCUGUUUGCGCCCGAGGAUGUUGGUAACUCAUUCAGCAUCCUCAACAAUGCCACGGGCCUGCUGGAUACGGAUAUGGACAUGCUUGAAGAAGAAACAUACCGGUACAUUGUGCGUGGCGCGAGCGACCUGAUGGCCGUUGACGGCUCUGUGCUGGAGCAGUCCGCACGCAACGACGGUGUUCAAGUGAAUACUAUUCCAACGAUUGUGGAGCGAUGGACGGACGGGCUUGUCGACGUUCUUCCUGGGGACAGUGCGUCUGUGCAAGUGGAACGCAACAUUGUAGUGGUGGCAUACCGUUUUAUCACUACACGCGCGGCGUUCAAGGGCAGCGCCAACGAGGUCAACUCAAGCUGUUCCAGGUGUAAAGUGGAGGAAGCAAGCAACGACGCCAUUGCCCCACUGCUCAUCGACACACCCGUCAACUACAGCAUCUCAUCCGACAGCGUAGAAAGCAUCGCGGUGACAUUCUUUCGCGAUUCACGCCUGUUUGCGGGCAUCGACACACUCAACCCGGUGUCCAACGGGACCACGCUUCCACGCGACCUGAUCAACCGGACGUUCGUCAACUCCCCUGUCCUGUCUCUGCAAACGCGCCGACUUCGUGGCGCCGCAUUCGAGGGCGAGGCGGUCUUUAGCUUGCCGACGAGCUACUUUGGCAAUCGCACGCUUGAUUCGCGCGCGUGCUCUUUCUGGGUGGCGCCGACUGUGGACGCUGCUGGUCGCUGGUCAAACAUGGGGUGUGAGCUUGUGUCUGACGUUGGCGACUAUGUCACGUGCAGCUGCAACCACCUCACCAACUUUGCCAUCCUCGCCAAUUAUGCAGAGUCUGUGUCCCCGUCUGUGAACGCUGUUAUCCUCAGCUACAUCACGUACAUUGGCGUUGGGGUGUCUGUGUUCUGCAUGGUGCUGACGGUUGGCGUGUACCUGUGGUACAAGCGGCUGCGGGAGGACCUUGGGCGCAUCAUUGUGAUGCACCUGUGUGUGACGCUGACGAUAUCGCUGUUGUGCUUUGCCUUUGGCAUUGAGGAGACGAGCCACACGGACACGUGCACGGCGAUUGCGAUUGUGCUGCACUACUUUCUGCUGAGCGCGUUUGCGUGGAUGGUGGUUGAGGGGUAUCACCUGUACUCGACGUUUGUUGUUGUGUUUCACGGGAGCCACCGGUCUGACCGGCGGCAGCACGUUCGGUUUGCGGCGUUUGCGUAUGGCGUGCCGGCGCUGAUUGUGCUUGCGACGGGCCUUGUGAUUGGCGAGGAAGGGUACGGGUAUGAGGAUGCGUGCUGGCUGCCAACGAAGAACUAUGAGAUUUGGGCGUUCCUUGGUCCAAUGUGCUUGGCCAUCCUUGUGAACAUUGUGUUUUUCGUUCGCAUCAUGCGCUCGAUCCUGAGCGUGAGCGUGGCUAAUGCCGACAAGGCGACACGGCAGCGUUUCAUCCGCGGCGUGCGAGCGAGUGCGUCGUUCCUGUCCAUCAUGGGCGUGACGUGGGUGUUUGGGGCGCUUUUGUUUUCUGGUGCCGUUGCCGUCCAGUACCUGUUUACCAUCUUCAACGUCUUCCAGGGCUUGUUCAUCUUCAUCUUCCACUGCGUGUGGAAUGCAAGCGUGCGAGAUGCGGUGACAGGAAAGUCCAAGCGCGAUGCCAUUGCACACAUGCGCUCCCGUAGCCACAAGCCUUACUCCGCCGGCGCCGCUGCCAGCGACACAAUGCAGUCCCACCAUUCCUCAAACCCAGCAGGGUUCUCCACAAAGCUGGGCACGCUCGGAAAGCCCACGCCUCUUCAGGAGCUGUCUGGUGCUGAGGCGGUCGAAGGGUACUUGGACGUCAUGGAAUCACGCCUGGGAACUGCGGAUGAUAGCCGUGCCAACACGCUGAACACGACCACAACAACGCUGUCUGACUCGCAUCACAUGUUCAACAACCCAAACGCUGCUCCGAACGACCUGAGCGUUGACAGCUCGCACUCGCACGAUGAUGAUGGCGGCAGCAGCAACGACGAUGAUGCUGGUGACAUUGACGCCAUUACGGCUGUCGAUGAUGACGAUGAUGAUGAUGAUGAUGACAACGGGGAUGAUGAGCACACCGCACUGCAGCCCUCUUCAAUCAUGGCGUGGAUGACCGGCAGCGACAAAUGAUGAUUCGUCCCAAAGCUCACGAACACCUCCAGGAACCACAUGAGCCACCCUGCCUCCUCGUUCCUCCACUGGUGCUCUUCUGUUAUCCCCCCACCCCUCUAUUCUUACAUUGCAA
This is a messenger RNA of Salpingoeca rosetta, 5515 nucleotides long. RefSeq lists its product as uncharacterized. Lineage: Eukaryota; Choanoflagellata; Craspedida; Salpingoecidae. The record is from RefSeq and is a predicted model, not a curated record. Gene Ontology annotation, biological process: adenylate cyclase-activating G protein-coupled receptor signaling pathway; cell surface receptor signaling pathway. Gene Ontology annotation, cellular component: membrane. Gene Ontology annotation, molecular function: G protein-coupled receptor activity. Bases 235 to 5400 code for a protein of 1721 amino acids. The transcript is spliced from 11 exons.